ACUAAAAAAGUUCAUUCCACACUUGUGCAGCUUCAACACGUUUCGUUUCUGAUUUCUCUUUCUCUCUUUCUCUUCUUUUUCUUGGACUUCUCUCCCAUCCCUUUUGAAUAUUCCCUUUGCUUAAUUCCUCGUCUAUUUAUAGAAAGAAUAAUCUAAGAAAGAAGAUCUUGAUCUGCAACUUUUUCCGACACUCCAAAAGCAGAAUCGAAUUGAAUUUCUCAGCUUAAAAAGAUGAAGAAAGUAGUACUGAAGUUGGAAUAUUUCGAUGAGAAAGUCAAGCAAAAGGCCAUGAAAAAAGUGUCUGGUCUUGAAGGAGUUGAAUCAAUUGCAAUAGACACAAAGGACAAGAAAUUAACAAUAACAGGAAACGUAGAUCCAGUUUCACUAGUUUCCAAAUUGAGGAAACUCUGUCACACUGAUAUCCUCUCUGUUGGACCAGCAAAAGAGCCUGAAAAGAAGAAGGACGAUGGCAAAAAAGAUGAAGGGGGAAAGAAAGAAGAAGGCAAAAAAGACGACGGAAAAAAAGGAGGAGAUGACAAAAAGGGAGGAGAUGAGAAGAAGAAAGAUGGGAAAGAUGAUUCUCAUCCAGUAAUGAAGGCUUAUCCAGCUCCUAUGUAUUAUCAUAAUUAUCAGCAACCCUAUCAACAUUAUCAACCUCCUGUUCCUUCUUAUUAUCACCAGCGAAGUGUCGAAGAGGAUCCUAAUUCUUGUGUUAUCUGUUAAGUUAUAUUGAUUAUUGGAUUCAAUUCAUAUCUAUUAUAGUACUAUAUAUUUCUGUGAGUUUUGAGAGGUUGUAGAUUAAUUCAGAAAUCAAAUCUUGAUUGUACAUGCUUUUGCUAGUUUGUUCUCUCACAUUUUUGUUCAACUUCAAUAAUUUUCUACGUUUAUUUUAA
Molecule: messenger RNA, 893 nt
Organism: Nicotiana attenuata
Lineage: Eukaryota; Viridiplantae; Streptophyta; Magnoliopsida; Solanales; Solanaceae
Product: heavy metal-associated isoprenylated plant protein 39-like
Exons: 3
Coding region: 232-723 (163 amino acids)
Molecular function (GO): metal ion binding
Source: RefSeq, a predicted model, not a curated record